CCACCCCUUCCUCGGGAAUCCCGCGAGUUUUUUCCUCCGGGAGGUCAAAAGCAUCCUUUCGCCUCCGCCGCCGCGUCCUCCUCCUCCUCCUCAUCCUCACGCGCGGAAACUGUUUGUACUCGAGCCCACUCCAACUCCACUCCACUACGCCGAUCGUGUCACACGCACGCGCGCAUGGCGGCGGUCGCGCUGCUCUCGCCAGCGGCGGCUGCGGCGGUGGUGACAGAGGGUGAGGAGAAGCCGCCGCUGGAGGAGGUGGAGGUGGAGGUGGAGGUGGUGGUGCGGGCGAUCGUGGCCGACGGCGACGGGAGGGAGGCGAAUGCGGCGGCGCCGGGGGCGAAUUGGUGCGGGGAGGAGGAGGUGCCGGCGCAUGCAGCGGAGGGGGGCACGGUCGCCGCGAUGGUGGACGAGAAUGCGGCGGCGCCUGCAGCGGAGGGGGACACGGUGGCCGCGGCGAAGGGGGAGGCGCCUGCAGCGGAGGGGGACAUGGUGGUCGCCGCGAAGGGGGCGGCGCAUGCAGCGGCGGAGGGGGACACGGUGGCGGCGGCGGCGGUAGCGGGCGAGAACGAGGCGGCGCAUGCACCAGCAGCGGGGGGGAACACGGUGGCCGCGGCUGCGGAUGUCAAGGGCGAGGCGCUUCAAGCGAUUCCGGUGGCCGACGAGGCGGCGGCCGUGGCGGAGGGGGUUAACGCGAUCGCCGCGGCGGAGCGGGAGGAGGACGACGAGGGGGUGAAGUGGCUGAAGCACUACUCCUCCCUCCAGAGCAUACUCACCGUCGGGGACGGGGACUUCUCCUUCUCGCUGGCGCUCGCCACCGCGUUCGGCUCCGGCGACAACCUCGUCGCCACCUCGCUGGACACCAUUGAGGACCUGAGGGGCAAAUACAGCAAAGCAGAAUCAAAUAUAAUGGAGCUGAAAAGGAUGGGGGCCACUGUUUUGCAUGGCAUCGAUGCAAAAAGGAUGAAGGAUCACACCAACCUGAAGCUGAGACGGUUUGAUCGAAUUAUCUUCAAUUUUCCUCAUGCUGGAUUCAAAGGAAAAGAGGAUGAUUUGCAUAUGAUCAAUUUGCACAGGGAGUUGGUAUGGGGUUUUUUUCAGAAUGCAAGACACCUGCUUCGACCCUAUGGUGAAAUUCAUGUUAGCCACAAGAUAGGAUUGCCAUAUGACAGGUGGUGUAUCGAGCAUCUAGCAUAUGAGUCUUCUCUUACAAUGAUUGCUAAAGUUGAUUUCAGAAAAGAGGACUACCCAGGUUACAACCAAAAGAGAGGAGACAGUGCAAAGUGUGAUCAACCUUUUGAACUAGGUGCUUGCUGCACUUUCAUGUUCAUGAGAGAUUUGACGAGGCUGAAAAGGGCACGUCGGAACAGGAUCAAUGCAUCUUCACUGGGAAUCCAAGCCCAACAUGACAUGCCAUUUCACCCACGUCCGCUUGUUCCAGCAUAUCCUCAGCCACAUUUCCCUUCACAAGUCAAUGCAGCUCACAGGCAAGUUCCUCCAGAGCAUUACCCCCUCGGAAUUGCUCAUGGGCAAGAGCCAGGUUUUCUAGAUAACUUUGGUGGCAUAGAGAGGUAUCCUUACCAGCGUGGCGCUAUCGGGACAGUGAUCGGCAUGCCAGGCACUCCUUCACCAAUGCGCGGAAUAACCAGAAGUAGCUUCCCUGCACCUCAGGAGCAGCCUUGGCGUCAAGAGAGAUAUAUUAUGGAUCCAGAAGUAAGAGAUGAUCACUACCAUUUUGCCCGGGAAUACCCGAGGAAUCUGCAGGAGUAUGAAAUGGAGAGGCAGGUGAUGCCAGGAGGAACCAGGUUGAGGUACGUCGAUUUCCUGGAAAAUCGUUACGAGGAAUCUGUUCGGAGGCAGGAGCACCUGCGAAGGCUGAUUGCAGAGUAUGGUGGAUACGACUGAUGGUCUUCAGUGUAUGGGUGUAUCUUUUAUCUGCUUGUAGAACAGAUGAACUCGCCCUUUCAAGAUGUGAUAUGCUCGGUCUGAUAUGGGUAUUGAAAGAUGCUUUUGGGUUGAAGCUGUACAGGUAGAGUCAUUUUGUGUGGCAAAUUAUCGUCUAGCCACAAAAACAUAGCAGCAUAAGGAAAUGCUCUUUAGUGUAAGAAAUCCUAUACUUUCAGGCAAUAGUUGCUACCUGCAACAAGCCAACAACUAUCUUCAUAUAUGCACAGCGUUUCGAGCGCCA
This is a messenger RNA of Oryza sativa Japonica Group (Japanese rice), 2185 nucleotides long. RefSeq lists its product as uncharacterized. Gene Ontology annotation, molecular function: rRNA (uridine-N3-)-methyltransferase activity. NCBI's taxonomy places the organism in Eukaryota, Viridiplantae, Streptophyta, Magnoliopsida, Poales, Poaceae. Gene Ontology annotation, cellular component: cytoplasm. The record is from RefSeq and is a predicted model, not a curated record. Gene Ontology annotation, biological process: rRNA base methylation.